AAAGUUUACAGCCUUUUGUAUCAUGCUCAGAAUGUUGUGCGUCUGAACGGCGAGUAAUCAAAGAUAUUUGGCCCUGUUGAUAUUGUGGGCAAGUCAAAUUAAGCGAAAGAGCUCCGCAAGGUAAAAAGUCGGCAACGCCGACCCCUAGUCUCUAAAAGCAUUGAUCCUUGAAAACCCGCAAUGCUGAUCAAAAUGCCGAUACGGUUGCCCGAGGAUAUCAAGAUAGGGAAGAUAGCGGAAACCCUUUUCCAUCGCGACGAUAUCAGCACCCCAUAUCUGAUCAUAUUCCCCAGACCAUUCAUACCUUGAAGAUGAAAGAUUCGGCGGAUGCCUCCGGUUUCAUCAGGCAGCAGGCCUUUCUUCGCGAAAGACUCUUGGCCACGAUUCUCUUUUUCUAUUUGUUUUCAAAGAACUUGGCCAUGGAUGUGUACGCCGAUGACGAAGCCGUCUUCUGUCUAUUCUUGGGACUGCCAGCAACGCAUGUGUGGCAACAAUCUAAGUCAGGACUUGGCAUACAGCGCAUAUCCUGGGAUCACGAUGCGUUCAUGAGCAUCAUCAUCUCCACAUCUUUCUCGACGGAGUCCAACCCCCUCACACUACACACCUUUGAAAGCUGCGCUGCACGUAUUAUUCCCGAGGCAUCGCGUCUUGUCGACAUGCAAAUUAUCGCGUCCUCUUCCCAUGCAGAAUCCGAGCGUGCACACGCAGAAAGAGCUGCGAUAGCAGAAUUGAACACCGACCCUAUCACCAGGCCACCAAAGCAUAUGUACAAUGCAGGUGGCGUGUUUUGUACGACGCCUGGAUGCGGGAGGGGAGACCAUGCCCAUGAUCAUUGUGAUGCGAAAGGUGGCGGCAUGGAAGGUCAAGCUCCAUGGCAGCGCAAAAAGAAGAAGUUGACUGGUACCCACGCGGCAGUAUUCGCCACAUCAGUAUCCGCUAUGAUCCCUGUAUUUGCCACACCAGCGAACCCCGCGCUCUUCACUUUGAUCUCUCAUGCGUCUACAGGGUCCACCUUCUGGCCGCUUAUUUCUCCCUCGCCACCCAAUAUCGUGACUCAUGUUAUCUCUACCAUCCUGGACUGUAGCACCUUGCUCACGCUCAUUAGAGCCUGUGAAUUAUUUGGUCGUAUUCCGCCACCAAUCCUGUCACUGUGCGCACGGCCAAUGUCGGGUAUCUAUCUCUGGACGUGGUGAUUGUGUAGCCUGGCUCGCUAUCAACGGAAAUCGCCAUCAUAUUCGUCUGGCAAACUGUCUGCAUGCUCCAGACACGAUGGUCAAUAUUCUUUCGGUUGGGCGGAUGAUCACUAAGGGCUGGGGU
Suillus subaureus is the source of this 1317-nucleotide messenger RNA. RefSeq lists its product as uncharacterized. Bases 312 to 1193 code for a protein of 293 amino acids. The record is from RefSeq and is a predicted model, not a curated record. NCBI's taxonomy places the organism in Eukaryota, Fungi, Basidiomycota, Agaricomycetes, Boletales, Suillaceae. The transcript has a single exon.